This is a messenger RNA of Cheilinus undulatus (humphead wrasse), 1377 nucleotides long. RefSeq names its product olfactory receptor 2A12-like. The record is from RefSeq and is a predicted model, not a curated record. NCBI's taxonomy places the organism in Eukaryota, Metazoa, Chordata, Actinopteri, Labriformes, Labridae. Gene Ontology annotation, molecular function: olfactory receptor activity. Gene Ontology annotation, biological process: G protein-coupled receptor signaling pathway. The transcript has a single exon. Gene Ontology annotation, cellular component: membrane. Bases 436 to 1377 code for a protein of 313 amino acids.
AGGAGAGGGAGCAUCCAGCUUGUUCUCCUGGCUCAGGUCUAAAGCCUGCAUCUCUGAUGGUCUGGGGUUGCAUUAGUGCCUGUUUCCUCACUUUUAUGUUUACAGACUGGUGUUAAAGAAGAAAGGGUGCUACACAGGGGUAAACAUGACCCUGUCCCUACUUUUUUGAGAGCUGUUGCUGCCAUCAGAUUUAUACUGAGCUAAUAUUUUCAUGAAAUGUUAAAAUGUCUCAGUUUAACAUCUGAUCUGUUGUUUAUGUUCUGUUGUGAAUCAUAUCUGGGGUUUUGACAUCUGACAAUCAUUGACUUCUGAUUUUAUUUACAUUUUAAAAGUGUGCCAACUUUUUUGGAGUUGUGGUUGUUUAUGGAAGUUAGAAGUUUUGAGUUGAAUUCCAGUAACAGAUGAACUUUGCCCUGAUUUCCUGCAGGAUCCCUCAUGGACAAUCAGACGUUUAACGUGGAUGUUCUGCAGAUUGAAGGGUUAAAGGUCAGCCCACAGUCCUCCAUCCCCGCCUUCAUCUUCCUCCUCCUCAUGUACGUCUUCAUCGUGGUGUCCAACCUGGGCCUGGUGGUCCUGAUCCUGGUGGAGAGGAGCCUCCAUGAGCCCAUGUACCUGCUGUUCUGUAACAUGAGUAUAAACGACGUGUUUGGGGCGUCGGCCAUCAUUCCUGCGGUCCUGGCUCAGGUUUUCACUCCUCUAUCCCAGCGUUUCAUCACCUACGGCGAAUGUGUCCUUCAGGCUUUCUGUGCUCACUUUCACGGUGGCGUCUCUCACACCGUCAUCAUCAUCAUGGCGUUUGACCGCUACAUGGCGGUCUGCAGCCCUCUGCGGUACUCUGCCGUCAUGACUGGAAGAAUGGUGGUGACGCUGUCGGCAUCGGCGUGGGGCGUAUCUUUCAUUUUGGUUCUAACCCUCAUAGCGCUGUGUGUCCGCUUAUCUCGCUGUAGGACGUCGGUGAACAACCCGUUCUGUGAUGACGCCUCUUUGUUUAAGCUGUCCUGUGAAAAUGUUCUCGUCAACCACAUCUACGGCCUCAGCAGUGGCAUGGCGUUGAUGGCGUGCUCCCUGGGCAGCGUGGUGAUCACCUACCUGAAGAUCGCCAUGGUGUGUCUGAGAAGUAGGAACAAGGCUCAGAUCAGGAGGGCCCUGCAGACCUGCUGCUCACAUCUGCUGGUCUACAUCAUCCUGCUCCUAUCAGGGAACAUCAUCAUGGUCUUCCAUCGGUUCCCUCACCUCUCCGACCAGAGGAAGAUGGCGUCCAUCCUGUUCCACGUGGUUCCUCCAUCAAUGAACGCCGUCAUCUACGGGCUGCAAAUCAAAGCAGUCAGAGAGAAAAUCUGGAUUUUAUUUAACAGGAGGAAAAUAGAGGGAAGAUGA